Molecule: messenger RNA, 1593 nt
Organism: Miscanthus lutarioriparius
Lineage: Eukaryota; Viridiplantae; Streptophyta; Magnoliopsida; Poales; Poaceae
Source: the annotation of a GenBank genome assembly
AUGGGGUUCCUCCAGAUCUGGGUGGAGGCGGGUGUUCCCGUCGCCGGAGAUGGACGGAGCUCUCCUGGUCCUGGUUUCCCUCUUCCUUUCACUCCAUCAAAGCACAUCGUGCUGUGCCACUGGCGCCGACGACGGCGCCGCACACAGCCUCUCCUCCUGCCUCAUCUCCCAUGGCGUCACGAACUUCACUCCCUCCCGACGUCUCCAAGCUACGCCACGGUCCUCAACUCCUCCAUCAGCAACCUCCGGUUCGCGCUCCCCGACGUCGGCAAGCCGGCCGCCGUCGUGCUCCCGGCGUCCAAGCGGGACCUCCAGGGCGCCGUCCUCUGCGCGCGCAACAGCUCGCUGGCGAUCCGCGUGCGCAGCGGCGGGCACAGCUACGAGGGCCUGUCUUACACGACGGAGAACCGCGUGCCCUUCGUGGUGAUCGACCUCGCCAACCUGAACCGGGUCCGCGUCGACGCGGGCUCGGCCACGGCCUGGGCCGAGUCCGGCGCGACGCUGGGCGAGCUCUACUACGCCGUGGGCCGGUCCAGCCGGUCCCUGGCGUUCUCGGCCGGGUCCUGCUCGACCAUCGGCCUGGGCGGCAUCGUCUCCGGCGGUGGCUUCGGGCUGCUGUCGCGCAAGUUCGGGCUCGCCGCCGACAACGUGCUGGACGCGGUGCUCGUCGACGCGGACGGCAGGGCCCUCGACCGGGCCACGAUGGGCCGCGACGUGUUCUGGGCCAUCCGAGGCGGCGGCGGCGGGAGCUGGGGCGUGGUGUACGCCUGGAAGCUCCGGCUCGUCCCGGUCCCUCGCAACGUCACUGUGUUCUCGUUGGGCCGGACUGGUCCGGUCGAGCUCAUCGCCGGGCUGAUUCACAGGUGGCAGUUCGUGGCGCCCAGCCUGCCCGACGACUUCUACCUCUCCGUGUAUCUCCCGACCGGCGGCGUCGGGUCGUCGUCGUCGUCGGAUGGCAACGUGUCCGUCUCGUUUUCCGGGCAAGUGCUAGGACCAAAGCACCGUGCUCUGUCAGCGCUGCGUCAAAGCUUCCCAGAGCUAGGGCUGACCGAGUCAGAGCUCGCCGAAACGAGCUGGCUGGACGCGACCGCGCAGUUCGCCGGCCUCGACACGGCGGCCGACCUUUCGAACCGCCUGUUGGGACGGUCGAAGCAGUACUUCAAGGGCAAGUCCGACUACGUGCGGUCGCCGAUCUCGCGGCGCGCCAUGGCGGGCAUCGUCCGGUACCUCUCCACUGGCCCGCCGCGGCAGGGGCAGGGGCAGGGGGCCGGGUACGUGAUCCUGGACCCCUACGGCGGCGCCAUGGCCCGGAUCGGGAGCAGCGACACGCCGUGCCCGCACCGCGCCGGGACCCUGUACGGCGUGCAGUACCAGGAGCCCCGGGCCGCGUACGUUAACUACCUGGACCUCGACCUCGGCACCAACAACUGGACCGCCUCAGUGGGAGGGUCGUCGGAGGCGGCGGUGGCACGCGCGCGCUCGUCGUGGGGCGUCGCCUACUUCGGGGACAAUUUCAACCGAUUGGUCAGGGCAAAGACGGCGGUGGACCCCGGCAAUGUGUUCAACAAUGCACAAAGCAUUCCUCCUUUGUAA